GUUUUUUUUUGUCAACGAAAAAAGGUAGAUUGUAUACCGUGGAAGUACAGUUAAUACAGCCAGAUAACUGGACACUAUAGCCUUCGUCCGGAAAUCGACAAGAAACUGGGCUAAAUUUAAAGGUGUGAGGUCUUAAAUGUUGGCCACAACAUGAGUUGAGCUGAUACACUUGUUCUUUACUUUCUAAAUUACAUUUGCUUUAUGAAAUGUUUCCUUUCGCAAGUGAAUGGUUACGUGUAAUUGCAAUUUUGAUUGCAUUUUGCAACGAAGCUACUUGAUUUUACUCAGUUGGUCGCAAUAACCUUUUGUUUUUCUUGCUUUAACUUACCCUUCGUGUUCAAAUAACUUGAAGAUAAAAAUCGCUUCGAGUAACAAUAGUGAUUACUUAUGAAUAUUUCUGUCAUUUUGAAUUUAAAACAAUUGGUUGCAUUUUGCAUUGUGAAUUUGCACUUCAACCUUGGGUUAUUUAGAAAAGUGGCACUUAGUUGAUUUAAUAAGUGUUAGGGUUUUUAGUUCCUAGCUUGCAGAUUGUCUCGUGGUGAAAUUUACGCCAAUGGGUUUUCAGAUUUCUUAUUUGGAUAAAGUUGGCUGUUUAAAAGUCUGCUUCGCAGUUGUAUUAAAAGUACAACAAACUGUGAAACUAUUUUUUUUCUAAUUUUUGGGUGUUUUUUUACGUAACAGUUUAUCAAAGAAGGUUGUGACUGAAUUUUUUAACAUCUUCUGGCAACUGUUGUAUUCUUUUUUUUAACUGUGCGAGGCGACAAUUCAUUCGUUGUUCAAGUUUCGGCUCCAUAAUUGGAGCUAGAUUACCAAACCCUCUAACGCAGCUGUUGAAUUAAUCCCUCUGCUGUAUUGUGAGUCACAACACAAUAAGAUCCUCGAUUGGAAGAUUAUCCAAAACAUCUGCAUUUUGAACACGUUUUGUUAACUUGUAAGUAAAAGUACGAAUAAAUUCAGGAGUGGGGUUUUAAUCAGAAUGUUCCGGGCUGGUUAAUAUAAAUAGCUGAAUCAGUUACUCAUUCCGAGAAUCAAUAAAAUUUGUAUUUACCUAACUGGAUACUCUUUUUAUCAAUUCAUGCUGACAACUCUUCAUUUUUAUUGACACUUUGUUCUCAUUUUAACAAUUUUAGUUAACGCUGGGGUUUUAACGCCUCCUUAGUGGUUAAAAAAGCUCGUUAUUAACCAAAAAAGAACGAAAAAUGGCCUCAAAUAAAACAUACGUUACUUACGACUCGAUUCCACCCGAAGCUAUUUCCACAGCCACCAAAUCGCGACUCUUGAGGAGCUCAACUAUGAGUCACAAUCGACCAAUAGGAAUCGAGCAGCACACAAUGCAGAGACCUCUGAGUCUAUCGCAGAGCAACUCUCCUCUUAAUACGCAUAAGUUUGUGAGAGUUCAGUCUCUUGACAGAAAAGUGAGUAGCACCGGAACAUCUGAGCUCGAUCGACAAGCCCAGCAGAACCAGGUCCGAAUCCAGUCUAUUCUAUCCAACCCAAUUCCAAACAACAACAGCAAUAACCCAAACAGCAGUCCCUACCCCCAGAACAAGACCAGUGUAUCGGGUGAUUCUCCGGCAUCUCAGUUGUACAAUUUUCCCUCCUCGGGUUCCAGUGGUAUUUCGACGACAUUCGCCACCUGCCCGGCCAGUGUACCGCCACUGAUGUUUCCGAGGUGUUCGAAUGAGGGUGACGUGGGGGUGGUUGAGUUGGCGAGGAGGGAGUCGCAGCACUUUCUCCACAACACAGACAUCAUUGUCAGUCAGAGGGAUGAGAUGCGACAGCUGUCCAAGGAUCUAGUCAGCCAGGCCAAAGACGCGGCAGAAAAACUGGAGAAGACGCAGGCUUCCUUGCGCACUUUCUACUCCACCCUGGGCAAGAUGGCAGACCACUUUGGCAGGUCAUACACUGGCAACAGAGAGAUAGGCCAGGAACUCAUUCGGCUUACUGCCAGACACAAAGAGGCAUGUGACAUUCUGAAUGACGUCACCACAGCCUUCAGACGCUUCUCCGGACACACAGCCGCCUCAUCAUCCAGAUCCGGAAGUCCCGCGGAUUCCUCUGGACAUAAUGCCAGUGUGAUAGACCGGGUGUCUAAGCAGUUCCAGAAGGAGUGUGAGAGUGCGCGGAAGGAGAAUGAGGAGCUGAAGAAGAGUAUGGAGGACAUGGGACAUAAGUAUGGAAGCAGCAUCCAGAGUGGCAGGAAACUCAGCACUGGCAAAGUGAAACGAAUGGAUGCCAACGAAACCAACAAAUACCUCAACAAAGCCUCGCGGUCCAAAGAACUCUUCAUCUCUUCACUUAUGCAACAGCGCAAAUUCAUGUGUGUAUUCUGCGCUUCAGUCUGCGGAAUUGUAGAUCACGAGUUACGAAUGGCCGAAAAGUUGUCGGGAUGCGAGUCAAUUUAUUGCAACCUUGUUAAAAACAUUACACACAUAGACAGAUUACCAGAAAAUGCGAUAAACGAUAUUAAAGUUGCGGGACAAGUCAGUAGUACAGAUGUCGUGUUCAAGUCGGCAUCAGCAGUUCCGGGGGUGAAUGGCGUUGUCGGGUCGACGAGCGCGGCGUCGGCGACAGAUCCAAAUGGUGUUCCGGCGACAGUGACGCAAUAUGAUUCGAUCAGUCAGACGAGUUCGCUCGGGUCGAGUAGCACCAGUCUGUCUACCAAUGGAAGCACAGAUUCGCCUAACGGAACGUCGGCUUCGUUGACUGACUCAGGUUUCCCAUCUUCCCGAGAAAGUUCUCACGACGAUCCAGACUACCGGGACCCUUCUGCAUACUUCCCCACCACGCGCUCCUCAGCCACCGGAAACAACCAAACUGGAACUAUGAGAGCAUCCGGCACAGCUGCGAUGCAAAAUAUCCACCCUUCCAUGACUCUAAACGUCCAGAUGGGAUCUCAACUUAGUACUAGUCAGUCGAAGUUGUUUAAUGUCCCAGCACCCCCACCCAGAAGGGGGUCAGUUUGCCAACCCCAGUUUGGAAUUCAGUCAAAUGGGGGAGGGGCGAGGGGGAGCGCAGAGAGGAUUGCAUCAGGAGUUCAGCCGGGGUCAAAUGGCGAAAUUGACAGUCAACAGUUCGACGCAGUCCAAAGAUCCUCGUGUCAUUUCCAAAAUGCCAGCAAACCAAACUUCACUCCGGAAUCCAACCAUACGACCAAUACUAGCACCACCAAUAACAGCUCGUGUUCCUCCAGUAUAAUGAGACCCUACUCAACCUCUUCAUCUUCUCUUGGGGUCAGUGGGGGGAUUGGCAGCAGUGUGUGUUCUGUGAGUCAACAUCAACAGCAGAGAAUGAGUCAUCCCGUGUUGCCGUCUAAUAUGACGUCAUCGAACAACUGCAGCAGAAUGGGCUCUUCCUCCCCUAGAUCACCCGGAUCAGAAUCUGUCCCUGGAUACCACUCGUACUCCUCUUCGUCCGGGGACUCCACCACCGGAUGUAGUUCCGAAGACAUCUGGGUGCCACGGGAAGACCUCAAUGUCGCCCGCAAUGAGUCGCCCCAAUCUUGCAUCAGCAAGUCUCAAAGCAGUUCGACUGAUACCUUAGAAGCAACGGACUCCCCCUCUCAAGGUCGAAGACACCGCAUGUCAAGUGACCAAAUCGGUGUUAGCGACUCGUUGAGUUCCUCCACCGAUACCCUCGACGACCCGACUUCCUCGCCGAACAAAUUCGUAUCCUCUUCGUCAAACGCAUUCGGCCCCACGAUGUUAUGUAACUACACUAGAUCGCCGGGUCGAAGUGUCCCUCACUCGAACACGACUCACAACUUCGGCACUCCAAUUCACGAAUCGUCGGUAUCCAACCCGAUUUAUGAACGAGGUGUUUCGGCUGACCCUACAACAAUGUCUAGUCUAUCUGAACCAUCGUCAUCACAUUUUGUUCAACAUCCACAGAAAGAGUUCGUUUCCGACGUCUGCUUGAAGAGCGGAAAUAGCUCGGAUAACGAGCAAAAUUAUACAACGAUAAAACGAAGUCCGAAAUCUUCGGCUUCGGUCGAAAGUUCCGAGCUAGAGUUAAUUGAAAAACCGAAAAACGAAGUGAAAAUGAAUGAUGAGCAAGGUAGAUCGGGAGAAUCGAAUGUUAAACACUUCGAAGAUAGUUUUACGGACGCAGAAGCUAGUGAUUUUAUGAAGCAGCUUAGAAUGAGAAGACAGAAUCUGAACGCAGUUGAUAAAGAUAGUCUUCCAUUCUGGGAUAAAGAUGGGGAAAAAGAAGAAACGUCAGCUGAAAAAUGACAUCUAAACCGGUGUAGAUCAAACAAUUUCUCUAAGAUUGGUUUACGCUAAAUGUUAUUUUUCUUUGUCUAAUAGUUUCUGGAAUUUUUUCAUUCUACUUUGUUCAAGUUGUUAAUUAAUAUUCGAAAUUGAUUAAACAAAUUUUAGGUUACAAGUUUAAGUUUUUUAUAAUGUUAGCUUAUAUCGAUUUAAAUUUAUGAUGCUAUCUUUCUUGUUGAAAAGUUCAAAUUUUGUCUCCAUUAACAUGUCGUUAAUGUACGAGAUUUAUUCUUGCCAAUUUUAUGGGAAGGAAAUUUUCCUGACAGUUCUUCCCGUGACAUUGGGAAGCGAUUUGAUAUUUAAAAAAUGUCGUGAUCUGAUGUAGAUUUUAAUGAUAAUAAUUUGCCCAAUAAUAUUUUUUGCACAAAAAAUAUUUAUCGCCGACUGUAAUUUCCUUAGAUUGCUGAGAAAGUUCUCAAAGUGAUGUUUGUAAUUGAAAAUUGGGACGGCUUUUGCUCAAAGGUCUUCAAAGCGAAAUAAUUAAAUUUUUAUGGUUUU
Molecule: messenger RNA, 4769 nt
Organism: Symsagittifera roscoffensis
Lineage: Eukaryota; Metazoa; Xenacoelomorpha; Acoela; Convolutidae
Product: serine-rich adhesin for platelets-like
Exons: 10
Coding region: 1200-4232 (1010 amino acids)
Source: RefSeq, a predicted model, not a curated record